CUUAAUAUCUAUCUCUUCACUCAUUAUUCCCAUCUUGCUCGCCCUAGCGGAUGACAUUGGACACAUGUAACUCGUACUUCUCAGGCCGCCCGAGCUCCUUCGAGCAUGGGAAGUGUAAGUUAGUGCAAAGCGCACCGGACGCGGAACCAGUCACGGAACGAACUCUGCCUUCGGUUCCGGGUUCCCUCCCUUCCUGUUACCCCGAACAUCGUCCCGCAAAUGUCGAUUCGGAGCCCACAUGGACUGGAGGUUUGUCCCCUGCCGCCGUACUGCUGGUCAAUCGAUGAACUGGAUGUGAUAUCUCGUGGCCACUGCUUGGCAAGAGACAUGGGCUGUUGAGUUUAUCCGCGCCACACGAACAACUCCGUCAAAACCUUGUCUUUUUGAGACCACUGUUGCCGAGCUCGUAAGUCCGGUGAGCGUGUGACACGGACGAAGCGAGGCUUUCAUGCUCCCGACCGCUAACAUACUUCGGCUACCCCUGAUAUAAGAGAUUGGGAUCUCAGCUUGCAGUUUUCUGCCGAGGCAAACACGGCGACAUUUUCUUGAACAUAUCACCAAGCUACCUAUCGAUCAAGAUGGCACCCGUCGCCACCGACGAUGCCGCUCAUUCAGAGUCCGCGUAUACCCCCAAGCAUAUUGAGGACAAGCUUUUCAUUGAUGGAGAGUUCGUGCCUUCAGUAUCCGGCAAGAAAUUCGACAUCUACAACCCUACGACCGAGAAACUCGCUGCCUCAGUUUACGAAGCUGGUGGCGAAGAUGUCGACCUUGCCGUCAAGGCUGCGAAAGAAGCGUUUCCGGCAUGGUCAGCGCUGUCCGCCGCUGAGCGGACUGGCUACCUGAACAAACUUGCGGAUGCUAUCGAGCGAAAUGCCGACGAGCUUGCCUAUCUUGAGGCUAUUACCAUGGGCAAGCCAUAUGUCGAUGAUUUCUCGAUCAAAUUCUCCGUGCAAAAUCUGCGAUACUUCGCAGGAAAAGCGAUCGAUGUAGCUGGAGAUUCGAGCCUCAACUCUACUGGCUUCGUAACACUCUCGUUGCGACAGCCAUUUGGCGUCUGUGGAGCCAUUACGCCCUGGAAUGUACCACUACUCAUGCUGGUCAACAAGCUCGGCCCGGCUCUUGCGACGGGCAAUACACUUGUGGUCAAAUCCUCCGAGAAAUCCCCUCUUUCGUCCCUCGCCGUUGGUCGGUUGGCUCAAGAGAUUGGCCUACCCCGAGGUGUACUCAAUAUCCUUUCUGGCUUUGGCCGACCCUGUGGCGAAGCCAUCGCCAAGCACAUGGACAUCCGGAAGAUCAGCUUCACGGGCAGCGUUAUCGCAGGACGUGCUAUCAAAAAAGCUGCCGCCGAGUCCAAUCUCAAAAACGUGACGCUUGAGCUUGGCGGCAAGUCUCCGCUGAUAAUCUUUGACGACGCAGAUAUCGCUAGAGCCGUCCCUGCGGCCGCAUUCAGUAUCCUAGUGAACAGCGGACAGUCCUGCGUCGCCACCUCGCGUGUCUAUGUCCACGAGGCUAUCGCCACGCAAUUCCUUGAUGCUAUGAAGACUGCUAUGGUGGAGCUCUUACCAGCCGCCAAUCCGCUCUUACCAAAUACCGGUCGUGGGCCGCAAGUCGACAAGGCCCAAUUCGAGCGGGUUAUGUCCUUCCUUGACUAUGCCAGGGAGAAUAACAUCAGUAUGCCGGUAGGCGGUGGCCGCCAAGGAACAACCGGGUAUUUCGUCGAGCCUACUAUUAUCGCAAAUCCGCCUGAAGAUUCUAGGGUUAUGAAAGAGGAGAUCUUCGGACCUGUCUUGUGCGUCAAUACCUUUACCGAUGAGGCGGAGGUGCUGAAGCGUGCGAAUGACACCGAGUUCGGUCUAUAUGCUAGUGUCUUUACAAAAGAUAUCAGCCGCGCCUUGAGGGUAGUGAAGGCCCUCGAGGCGGGAAGCGUGGGCGUCAACUGCUCGUCACCGAGUAUGGCUGUUGAUAUGCCAUUUGGUGGAUGGAAGCAGAGUGGGGAUGGACGAGAGCUGUCCAGGCAUUGUACUGACUACUGGACCGAGUUGAAGAGCGUGUUUAUCGCGUUGUAGAGGCGGCCGCAUGGGACGUCAGAGGAAAUGAGAUGCAAACAACUACAAAUAGCAUGGAAAUGGUACUGCGCUGGC
Messenger RNA from Exophiala xenobiotica, 2141 nucleotides. RefSeq lists its product as uncharacterized. The transcript has 2 exons. Lineage: Eukaryota; Fungi; Ascomycota; Eurotiomycetes; Chaetothyriales; Herpotrichiellaceae. Bases 579 to 2066 code for a protein of 495 amino acids. Gene Ontology annotation, molecular function: aldehyde dehydrogenase (NAD+) activity. The record is from RefSeq and is a predicted model, not a curated record.